AUGGGCUGUAGCUACUUCCUGUGCACCAUUCUGUUCUUUGUGGCUGUCCUCCUGGCCAUCAUGGCAACGGGUACCAUCCUACUCAUGAACCACUACCAAGCUCCACCCCCCGGCACCAACGACGGUCCCCCACUCAUCUCCACCAACCACGACGAGGGCAACGCCCUGGUGACGGUCGAGCGGGGCGAUGGUUCGCGCAUUAACAUCUUCAUCGACCCCAACUGCCCCGACUACAACAACAACUUCAUGCGGAUGGAGGCCGUGCAGACGUCGCUGCUCCAUUCACUGACCGACCAUGACACGGACCUGAAGUCAGUGAAGGGCCAAGACCGAGCCCUGCUGGUGAAGCUGGCUGAAGAGGUGGCCAAGCUAUCGGGCCAUGCCAGCCAGCUUAAGUUGGAGUACGAAUCUCUGAGGCGAGGCCAGGGGAACCUGGGACAAGAGCUCAACACUCUGCAGACGGAGCAAGGUCGUCUUAUACAGCUGCUGUCCGAGAGCCAGAUCAACAUGGUGAAGGUGGUGAACUCCGUGAGUGAUACACUCAACUCCAUGCAGAAGGAGACGGGGAACCUGAAGAGCAAGCUGAAGGCAGACCUCCAGAGAGCACCUGUCCGUAGUACUCGGCCCAAAGGCUGCUCCAAUGGCUCUAGACCUCGGGACUGCAGUGAUAUCUUCACCAGUGGCCAGCGAGAGGAUGGGAUCUACUCUGUCUUUCCCACACACUACCCUGCUGGCUUCCAGGUCUUCUGUGACAUGACAACGGAUGGAGGAGGAUGGACGGUCAUUCAGCGCAGAGAGGAUGGCGCAGUGAACUUCUUCCGAGCAUGGGACGCAUACCGCAACGGCUUCGGCAAGAUUACUGGAGAGCACUGGCUUGGUUUGAAAAGGAUGCAUGCCCUGACCACCCAAGCCAACUACGAGCUGCGCAUUGACCUGGAGGACUUUGAGAACAGCACAGCCUUCGCCCAGUAUGGAGCUUUUGGAGUGGGACUGUUCUCCGUUGACCCGGAUGACGAUGGAUACCCGCUGACUAUUGCUGAUUACUCCGGCACUGCAGGUGACUCAAUGCUCAAACACAACGGGAUGAAAUUCACCACCAAGGACCAAGAUAACGACCACUCGGAGAACAACUGUGCCGCCUUCUACCACGGUGCCUGGUGGUACCGCAACUGCCACACGUCCAACCUGAAUGGACAGUACCUGCGUGGGCCGCACACCUCCUACGCCGACGGCAUCGAGUGGUCCUCCUGGACGGGCUGGCAGUACUCCCUUAAAUUCACUGAGAUGAAGAUUAGAGCCACGACAGAGGAGAACAAAUGAGAGGGAACCGAUAGCACGAGAAACAGUAGAUGGAUGGACUUAGGCGUUAUUAAAGACACUCGACCUGCCGAAAAUUAGAAUAAGGACUCUGAACCUUAAUCUGCUCGUACUGUAACCCCUGUCCAAAAACAUUCUUAAUCCCCUCCAAACGUUGACCAUUUUGUGGUGUUGUGUUGAAACCUCCAAGGUUUGUAACCUUUUGCAGCUUCUUGCUGAUCUGAUCAUGUUUCUAAGAAUUAUUUAAAAAAAUAAUGCAGGCAAUGUCAGAACCACAGUAUUGUUGUGCUUUUAAAAGGAAAGCUGUGGAAUUUUGAAAUAUGAAAUGUUAGGAUUUUUCUCAUUCUCUUGAGUGAAAUUGAAUUGAAUGAAUUGAGUUUCCGACAAUUUAUUUGGGUUGUCCCAGCUGCUUGUAUGUACAGUUAACUUUGCAUCUGACAGCAGUCUGAGUUCUCCUAAGUGUUACGCAGGGGGUUCAGUGAACCACGCUCACGAGAUGAGGAACCCUGCUUGAGACCUGAAUACGUGUGAUAGGUCCCUGAGCUAACGCUCAGACUUUAGCUCAGUAGGUUAACACUGUCUUGAGACACGCAAGAGACACAGGUUUGAACCCCAGUCAGUUACAUGAUCUUGUGGUUUACCCCUAGCUCCUUUUUGACCCCUAGACAUACCUUGUACAGAUCAUGUGUCAGUCCAGUGCCCCAGUAAGACACAUUCAUGACAAAGCAUUAUAUCAGUCAGACAGGGGUUUUAAAGCCAACCCAAUCACUUCACAAAAGGCAGCCUUGCCUUUUACAUAACAUUUACAAAUACAAUGAUCCCACAAGAGUGGCUUUGAGCAACAUGCAUGUGUGACCUGUUACAAUGAAAGUAGAGAGAAUGAAGAGAAUACGUGAAAGGGCUGGGCCAGCGGUGUGCCAAUUAUAAUCAGAGGCCUGGAUCUGUGUAGCCUUCCAGUUGUUGGUGGAAACCUCAGACAGUAGGUUCUAACCUAUAAAUUAAUCUCCUCUGAGAACCAAGUCUAUUCACUGAUAUGCUAUCUUAACUCAACUCAAAUGAGUCCUUUCAAUAUACUGGAUUUUGCUUACUCCUGAAGCUUUCUAGUCUGUCAUCUUCAGUGUGUGUACAGGAGAUGAUUGAUAAAGUCAGGCAAACGGUGUUCUUUACUCAGUUAGAGUACCAAAAAUUGAGAUUCCCCUAUGGGCAACCAAAGUUUUAAAAAAUAUGAAAACAUUGUGACAUAACACAACAACAGCUGGUAAUUCAUUCCCUGCAAAAAGCAGCCUUUUCAUCUGCCCAGAUGUUGAAUGACAUUGUGUCACUGGUACAGUAUGAGUGUAUGUCUUUCUCAUUAUUUACAGUGAUAUGAUAUAGUGUUCGAUACCUUGGAGGCAGCAGACAGUUGUACAUCUGUGUAGUUUCCAGACCUGGGUUCAAAUACAUUUGUAUCUGCUAUUAAAAAUGCUUUUUAUUGUGUAUUUGAGAAUUUUUAAAUAUACAGCCCAAAACAAUGACUUUUAUUUGAGUAUUUGAAUGUUUAUUUAAAAAAAUUGAACAAAUAAAGUCUAUCAAAUUGUAUUUGAAAGUAUUCUCAAAUACUUUUCUGGAACACUAUUUGAAACCCUUUUCAAAUAUAUUUUCACCAAACAUAUUUCAAAUACUCUGCUCUAAAUGUUUAGCAAAAGCCAGAUGUUUAUAUACAAUCCUAUGAAUAUAUGUUCUAAGUAUAUCGAUCAAUUAAUUGCUCAAAGGGACUUCACCCUCAAAGGCAAUCACCCCAACACUGUUUUGUUUACUUAAGGAUCAGACCUUCUUUUUCAAUUUUUGCCUAAAAGAACACCCAAAUCUAACUGCCUGUAGCUAAUCUUUGAAAUGCAAGAGAAAGGCCAUACUUUCAGAUAGGAGAUUGUAGAUUUUGGCCACCAGAUGGAAGCAGUGUGUGUGCAAAGGUUAAGACUGAUCCAGUGGAGAAUUACAUUACUGCACACUAUUUUGUAUCAAGUCUGCCAGGAGUUUGCCCAAAUAUGGCAAUUUGGUCAGUUGAUACAUUUUCAAGUACAUAACUACAGAGAACAUACAAAAAUGCUAUGGUAAUAAAUGUUUUUAUCUUAUACACUAACUUUCACACGUCUAGAUGGCCGGGCUGGGUGGGUGUGGAGUCAGAGACAGCAGUGGGGUCAAACUGUAGACCCCAGUUCAUACAUUUGAACAUAAAAAUGGAUUUUAUCAAACAAAACAAUGCUACAUUUUAUCUCUGGGACCCUCAGGAUGACAAAUCAGAGCAAGAUGACUGAUUGUAUGUACAUUAUUUACCUUCAGAGGUGAAUGUAUCAAACCAGUUGCCGUGAUACGUUUUUUUUGUUGUUGUGUACUCCUCAAACUGUAGCAUGGUAUUUGUUCACUGUAAUAGCUACUGUUAAUUGGUCACUGCAGUUAGAUUUACAAGAAUUUAAACUUUCUCCCCAUAUAAGACAUGUCUAUGUCCCAGGAAAGUUGGCUGUUGGAUACAACGUCAUUCUAGUCACAUUAGCACACAUUAGCAACAACCACUCCGGUUUAGAGACACCUAUCCUGUAGAGGUUAAACUGCUGAGGGAUGGGUGCUGGUGAAAUGUUAUCAAAAAUAACAAAGAUAUUGAGGAUUACCUAAUCACCCAAUAUCUUCCACCAACUACUGAUCCUCUGAAAUUCUGGAAAACACACAGUCACACACACCCAACACUGAGCAGAGUUGCUGCUGAGUACUUACAUGUCCCAGCAUCCUCCGCAGCUGUGGAGCGGCAUUUUAGCAUUGAAAGGCUUAUCUUCAGACCAGAUCGCUGCUCAAUGUCCGACAAGCUUUUUGAAACCCUGCUGUUUUUUAAAUGUAACAUGGCAUCUUGCCAUCUUUCAUGAGACACCAACGUAAGGUAGCCUAGUGGUUAGAGCAUUGGACGUGUAACCCAAAGGUUGCAAGAUCGAAGAUCAGCUCCCUGAGCUGACAAGGUAAAAAUCUGGUGUUCUGCCCCUGAACAUGGCAGUUAACCCACUGUUCCUGGGCUGUCAUUGAAAAUAAGAAUUUGUUCUUAAUAACUGACUUGCCUAGUUAAAUAAAAGUAAAAUAAAUAGUGUGAUUAAAAAGUGAAGUAAGACUCAUACAUGUAAUAUCUAAAUACUUGUUUUGUAAAGUAAUUGAAAUACCUGAAAUCGUAUUUGAACCGAGAUCUGGUGGUGCCUAUAAAAGUCAGAGUGACAAAGGGUUGUUACAAAGUAGAAAUGGCACAUUGAGGCUCACAACUUGGAGUCAAUAUUGAGACAACAUUGUGUGGUGUGUUUGCCGGGAAUGUGGUGGUCUCCUAUGCAUUUUGUAUUUAUGUUUAAUUUACUGUUUGUUUUUGUCAUGAUGCGGCUAGUCUUUCCAUUUAAAGGUUGAGUGAAAAUAUUGCUUAUAUGGUGAUAGGUAGAGAGGUCUGUUUAAAGUUAGGCUGAAACACACUUAAAGUGAGAUUUUAAUGUUGGUAUUAUUAUGAGUGUGUUUAUAAUGGUAAGCUGUUGUUGUAAAAGGUCCCUCAGUCCAAUAUGAGCACUUAAUAAUCAGAUCUUCUGAUUGACAUUCAGUAUACUUUCUAUGUUUUUGUCUCAAAAUGAAUAAAACAAAAAAACAUUGUG
Oncorhynchus nerka (sockeye salmon) is the source of this 4964-nucleotide messenger RNA. Its product is annotated as fibrinogen C domain-containing protein 1-like. The coding region runs from base 1 to 1320 and encodes 439 amino acids. NCBI's taxonomy places the organism in Eukaryota, Metazoa, Chordata, Actinopteri, Salmoniformes, Salmonidae. The transcript is spliced from 6 exons. The record is from RefSeq and is a predicted model, not a curated record.